UACUAGAUUUUUUCCUAUUACUAUUAUUUGUGCAGUCUAAAAGAGUCCUGCUGACCUUCAGUGGCGUUCAUCUGGCCACCACGCAGCUGUUCAUCAACAUGCAAGGGUUCUACUCCAGGCUAGACUCCUCUCCGCUGCUGGGUGUGGCCCUGGGGAGAGAAGGCACCCCUGUUCCCCUCAGCUUGGCCGUGGAGACCGAGAAGGCCCAGGCCCUCUUGCAGACGUUCAGCUCCGCCUCCCUGCUGGCGUCGGCGGGCCUGGGCCUGUUCUGCGUGGCGGCCGAUCAUGCCCUCCAACUUCCGCUCAUCCAGCAUCACCUGUGGUUGCGUGCCGCCCUGGACAACGGGACGCACGCCGUCGUGGGGUUGUGGUCCUGGGCCGUGGUCAUCGGGCUCCGGAAGAAGAGCGACGUCUACGAGGUGCUGCUGGCGGGUCUCCUGGCGUCCAUCAUUGACUUGGACCACUUCUACAUGGCCGGCUCGCUGUCAAUCAAGGCCGCCGCCUCUCUCCCUCAGCGUCCUCCCCUACACUGCUCCUCCAUCAUCCCCAUCCUGUGUUUGUCCCUGCGCUUCCUCAUGUGGCUUGGACGCCUCAAAGAUGCCUGGUGCUCGUUGCCGUGGAUGCUCUUCAUUUCCAUGGCUACGCACCACGUGCGGGACGCUGUGCGCCGUGGCCUGUGGGUUUGUCCUUUGGGGAACACGGCACCGCUCCCCUACUGGCUUUAUGUUAGCACCACAGCGACGCUUCCUCACCUGUGCUCCGUGCUCAUGUACCUGACUGGAACCAGAGACGUCAUCUCCACCAAACAUGGAGUCGCCAUUGAUGUGUAGACCCCGUUGGGCUGGUGAGAUGGAACAAACGAAUGGAUGGGAGGGAGGAACUGCAAACAAAAUCAGAAUAAAGGAGUGCCAAUCACAGCAACUUUUACUUUCCUCACUUAAACACGUGGUGGUUUGUGCAUAUUCGCCUCAAUGAUAUUUAUUUGGUAGUGACUACGUAAUCACAACUGCACUGUCUCUCAAGUAUUUAGACAGGCAAAAUGUCUUAAGGCGUGUCGAUAUUCUUCAGCAGACUUCAGUUGCACAUGCUUCAUUCGAUUCCUUUUGCGCACAACGGCUGUAUGUUUCAAUAUUUCACAAGGCUAGCGUCAUUUGUUGAGGUUUAUGUUUCAUUUGAAAUGUGAAACCACCUUAUUUAUUACACUGAUGAGCAAAAUGUGUACUAUAAUACGGAUUCAUUACUAUUUUACAUCACGAUUGAACUAAUGAUGUUUACAAUUUUUUUUUGUGGCGACAGUGUUUGAAUGUGACUAGCUUGUCCUAAGUUUUGCUUCUGUCGAAAAAAAGCCCACUAGAUGGCGACAAAGAACCUAAACAUUCAAUUAAAUUGUAAAUAACACCAUUCUAAAGACGUUUUAAUGAAAAUGAUAUAGGUUGUGUAUUUCUAUUGUUUGCAGCUGUUUUGUACAAUGAUUUUUCAUCUUAUGAUUUCAUAAGAAUUAGUUGUCAUUUCUGUUUUAUAUUUAUAUUUGUGAAUUAUUUUUUUUCGGGUCAGCACAGUUUCUGUGGACACGCACUGAAACUUAAACAGUUUUUCCCAGAAAAAUAAAAUAAAAAACUUGUUUCGUCUUAUGCCAAACCACUUAUCACCCUUUUCAUCUUUUAAUCUUGAAGCCUGUUUUGUUUCAUUUUCACUGUGGAACUCAAAACUCAAGUUUCGUUGUCGGGGAGGAAAAAAAGCCAAACAAUACAAUGUAAUGCGCUAACAUUUCAAUCACAAUAAACAACUUUCUGAA
Molecule: messenger RNA, 1795 nt
Organism: Hippocampus zosterae (dwarf seahorse)
Lineage: Eukaryota; Metazoa; Chordata; Actinopteri; Syngnathiformes; Syngnathidae
Gene: tmem267
Product: transmembrane protein 267
Exons: 2
Coding region: 99-830 (243 amino acids)
Source: RefSeq, a predicted model, not a curated record